Mangifera indica (mango) is the source of this 1215-nucleotide messenger RNA. Its product is annotated as probable membrane-associated kinase regulator 4. NCBI's taxonomy places the organism in Eukaryota, Viridiplantae, Streptophyta, Magnoliopsida, Sapindales, Anacardiaceae. Gene Ontology annotation, cellular component: plasma membrane. The record is from RefSeq and is a predicted model, not a curated record. Gene Ontology annotation, molecular function: kinase inhibitor activity. The coding region runs from base 142 to 1170 and encodes 342 amino acids. The transcript has a single exon.
AUUGCACAUUUUAUAUUAGGAAACAUUCAACAUUCUGACAAUAACACUUUCCUGUAAGGGUGAUCUUCCCUUCAUAUCUUUCAUCACAAACCUCCAUAGAGGAGAAUCAUCAUCUUAUCUUCUCAACACUGAGUUUUUGAAAUGGCUGUAAGCCUUUCAUCUUAUGAAAAUGCAGAUGAUGAUUACAUUGACAUGGAAGUGAGCUCAUACUGCAAUUUCUUUAGCAACUCCGUGGCCAUGAACUCUCCUCCUCAUCCGAGGGAGUUUGAGUUCCAAAUGUCUUCAGCUUGUCUUGAGAGGGAGCCUUCAACUUCUCCUGCUGAUGAGCUUUUUUACAAAGGAAAACUCCUUCCUCUUCACCUUCCGCCGCGUCUGCAAAUGGUUGAAAAACUCCUGGAGAACACCAAAGUUGCAUUUGAUCAAGAUUUAUAUAACACUCCUUUGGCAACUGCCCUCACCACACCAACUACAGCUAGUACCCCAUUUGAGUCCUGCAAUAUUUCCCCCUCUGACUCUUGCCAAGUUGGUAGAGAGCUGAAUCUGAACGAGUACUUCUUCGAGUACUCAGAUGAAGUUAGUGGUUUUAUUGGCGAAAAUCAGGAGAAGUCCUGGACUAAAAUGCUGAAGCUGAUCAAACAUUCUACAAUUGGUUCAAAGUUGAAGGCCUCCAGGGCUUAUUUCAAGUCUUUGUUUAGUAGAUCUGGUUGCUCCAAUGAGUCCUGUACGGCUGCCAGAUCAGUUUCAAGUGAAGGACGAGUUUCAAAGGCUGAUGAGUGUUUAAAUAACUAUGUGAAUGUGGCAAAGAAAACUCCAUCCGGUGUUCUAAGGAGAAGAACUGAAAAAGAGAAGAUUACUGAAGAUACUGCAAAUUGCCAUAGGAGAUCAUUCUCAAUGGUAAUCAAGCAACAGUCGACAAACAAGUCCUCAUCCUCUUCAUCGUCAUCUGGCUCUUCUUCGUCUUCAAGCUCUAACGACUCUACCCGGUUCAAUAGGCUCCAGUUUCUCAAGAGAAGUAGCAGCAGUGCUCAUUCAGAGCUUGAGAAUUCUAUUCAGGGAGCAAUUGCCCAUUGCAAACAGUCUCAGCAGCUAUUCUGUUCCAGAAAGACUUUAAGUGAAGUAAGGUCUCAUUCAUUUUCAACUACCAUGAUUACAGUUUGUAAUGAUCAUUAAGGACCAAAACUUUGCAGGGGCUAAAGUUUAAAAUCUUUUACUUAA